UUAAAAAUGGUUGGGUGAUACCUUUACCAUGACCAAAUUUUAUGUUUGUAACGUCUCAGUGAUUGUUUUUACUGUUUUACAAGUACUAGUAAAAACUAAACUAAUUUUCGUCAUCCGGAGUUGCACAAAUGACCAAAUUUUCCAAAUUUCUUAAUAAGAUGCAAGUAGCCGGUACUUUUUAUACCUUGAAUGCAAUCCUGUUACCUGGCAUGUGUCGGCGGAUUUUCAGCUAUAUGUUAUAAACUUGUUCUUACUGUACAUUAAACUCAAAUAUAAGUUUAAUGAUAUUAAAUUUUUUGCCACUGUAUUGAUAUUUUCAAUGUUUUUACAUGGCAUGGUCUUACAAAUUUUCGAUGCUGAUCCUAUUUACCCGCCCGUUACCAGGUAUAUCGAAAUACAUUAUUUGUUUUCUUCACUAAAUAUGAUAUUCUCAUAUAUGUCAGUUCCAUCAGUAUGGCCCUCAACUUUAAUUGGAGUAAUAUUUGGAGUAAUUUACAUUAAAACUAAAAAUUUUAAAGUAAAACCAUCAACGAUAUUAAACACAAUAUGGUGUGUAACAACUCUGGGACUAAUUUAUUUGUCUGUCCGGAUGGGUUCCGUAAAAAUUAAUGGCGUUAAACGUUCUAUGUUUGGACCCAUCAUUAAGCCUUUAUUUUGUCUAGGAUGUGCAAUUGGAGUUUAUGGCAUGUCUCAUAAUCUUGGAGGUCCAGUGAAGAAGCUUAUGGAAUCCAAAAUAUUCGUAGUUCUGAGUAACUGCGUUUAUGGUAUAUAUUUAACCCACCUUUUAUUUAUAAUAUUGAUUAAUAAAUUUAAUGAGGAGCCUAUUUAUAUAGACUCUUGGAAAUUGGUCAAGGACUAUAUAAUCAGCGUUAUUUUGAGUUUGUUAUUCGGUAUUUAUUUUACACUGAUUGUCGAAGAGCCAGGAAAUAUGCUUCAAAAGAAACUUUUACCACAAAUUAACAAAUGGGAGAAGAUUUCUAAAACCUAUUAAUAUAUUGCAUGUUUUUGGAUUUGUGUAAAAAUAUAUAUAGAUUCCAUAAAA
Molecule: messenger RNA, 1042 nt
Organism: Diabrotica virgifera virgifera (western corn rootworm)
Lineage: Eukaryota; Metazoa; Arthropoda; Insecta; Coleoptera; Chrysomelidae
Exons: 6
Coding region: 320-991 (223 amino acids)
Source: RefSeq, a predicted model, not a curated record